This is a messenger RNA of Vitrella brassicaformis, 1659 nucleotides long. Lineage: Eukaryota; Vitrellaceae. The record is from the annotation of a GenBank genome assembly.
GACGCUUCGAAGGCUGAUACAAGGCAGGUGGAGGCGAGCAGUGUGCCCCUGCUGAAUGAAGCGACGUCCUGGAUCUCAUGUCCAUCUCCGCUAUGAUUGGUGAAGCUGUGCUCUUCUCUGUCAUCUCUGCACUGCUGGGAGCAGCCGGCGGUCAUGCAGUGCUUCAGCGGAUGCCGAGAGACCUGCGGCAUACAGCUUUCGUGCCCCAAAUCAGACCAGCUCGUCAGACGGUGUCGCGGAGGCGGACGUUGAUGAGUGCCGGCGUCCCCGACAUCCCGCCAGAGGCGUCGCAGAUCCAAGAACAGGCAGCCAAAGAUCUCUUGGAAGACAUCCGUGGCGUCACGCUGACCGUGCCGCCAUCCAUCUGCCCGCAGCAGACCCUGCAGGCCACCUAUGUGCAGCUGCAUGGUGACGAUGAUGACAAGCAGGAGAGGAGAGAUCCGCCAGUGGUGCUGCUGCAUGGGUUCGAUUCAUCGGUCUUGGAGUUCCGUCGGUUUGUCCCUUUUCUGAGAGAGGCGGGUGUCCGGGGCUGGAUUGUUGAUAUCCAUGGCUGGGGGUUCGGGCAGCUGGACGGCGGCUGUGACUUCAGCGCCGAGUCGAAGCGGCUCAUGCUCUAUGAGUUUUGGCGACAGGUACUGUACGCCCAUCUAGAGGCACACACAGAGUGGUGGCGAGUUGGUCUCUGCAAGGGUGUUUGUUGUGCUGUUCCAACAGGUUGUUGGUGAGAGGGCGGUGUUUGUGGGAAGCAGUCUUGGCGGUUCGAUAGCGCUGGACGUUGCCGCUGAACACCCCGAAUGUGUGGAUAAGCUGCUGCUGAUCGCACCACAGGUGGGUAGCUGCUGUGAAUGAUCGAUGGUUGGCACACGAGCCAAGUGUCUGAUUUUCCCUCAAUGUCACAUGGAUGCAGGCGACAAUGGAGGGUUUGGGUCCGCUGUCGUCGCUGCCGGACAUCAUUGGCCGGCUGGGCAUCAGGGUCCUCGGCAGUGUGCCACUGCGACAAUUCGCAAACCAGCUGGCAUACUACGACAAGGUGAGUAAGCUACCCUCCCCGCAGAACACCAGACCUCAUGUGUCUGUGUUGAUAUCCGCAGGAGCGAUUGGCGACGACUGAUGCGAUGCGUGUGGGCCGGCUGCACACGCUGCGGAGGGGAUGGGAGGACGCUUCUCUGUCCUUCCAGAAGAGCGGCGGAUUCGCUGUUAAGGCCAAACUCAGUCGGGUCAACUGCGAUGUCCAGCUGGUGUGGGGGGCCAACGACCAGAUCCUGCCGCCAGAGAGUGCACAUGACGUCUUGGAAGCGCUUCAGCCACACACAAGGUGGGCGGGUGCAUGAGGGAGGAACACAACCACAACUGUCUUGCUCUCGUGUGCCGUUUGUGCACCGUGCAUCAGGUCUGCGCGUCUGGCCUUCAUCGAUCAGUGCGGUCAUCUUCCACAUCUCGAGAAGCCCCACGUGCUGAUAGACCAUUUCAGGGACUUCCUGAGGCCGCGGCAGAUCAAUGGCGAUAGGAGGAGGGGGGCAAGGCAAGACAAAGACCAAGUGAAGACGACCUCAGUCGAGGGCUCGCGUGUUGUGGGAUGAGAUAGCUUUUGACGAUAGACACACGCGCAGACAUGAGACAUUAGUUUAGAGAUGAAGCCAAAUCAACCAUUGCGCUCUU